Messenger RNA from Hyaena hyaena (striped hyena), 1508 nucleotides. RefSeq names its product vitamin D 25-hydroxylase. The transcript has 5 exons. Gene Ontology annotation, biological process: xenobiotic metabolic process. Bases 1 to 1506 code for a protein of 501 amino acids. The record is from RefSeq and is a predicted model, not a curated record. NCBI's taxonomy places the organism in Eukaryota, Metazoa, Chordata, Mammalia, Carnivora, Hyaenidae. Gene Ontology annotation, cellular component: intracellular membrane-bounded organelle; cytoplasm. Gene Ontology annotation, molecular function: oxidoreductase activity, acting on paired donors, with incorporation or reduction of molecular oxygen, reduced flavin or flavoprotein as one donor, and incorporation of one atom of oxygen; heme binding; iron ion binding.
AUGUGGGACCCUCCGGGUGCUGAGGCGUGCUUGGCGGCGCUCGGAGCCUUGUUCUUAUUGCUGUUCUUCGCGUUUGGGAUCCGCCAGCUGCUGAAGCAGAGGCGGCCCAGUGGCUUCCCUCCCGGGCCGUCGGGGCUGCCAUUUAUAGGCAACAUCUACUCACUGGCCGCCUCGGGCGAGCUGCCCCACGUCUACAUGAGAAAGCAGAGCCAGGUGUACGGCGAGAUCUUCAGUUUAGAUCUUGGAGGAAUAUCAACUGUGGUUUUAAAUGGCUAUGAUGUAAUAAAAGAAUGUCUUGUUCAUCAAAGUGAGAUUUUUGCAGACAGACCAUGUCUUCCUUUAUUCAUGAAGAUGACAAAAAUGGGAGGCUUACUCAAUUCCAGAUAUGGUCGAGGAUGGAUUGAUCACAGAAGAUUAGCCGUAAAUAGCUUUCGCUAUUUUGGAUAUGGCCAAAAGUCUUUUGAAUCUAAAAUUUUAGAAGAAACCAAAUUUUUUAUUGAUGUUAUUGAAACAUACAAAGGUAGACCUUUUGACUUGAAACAAUUAAUAACAAAUGCUGUUUCAAACAUAACCAAUCUGAUCAUUUUUGGAGAGCGAUUCACUUAUGAAGACACUGAUUUUCAGCACAUGAUUGAGUUAUUUAGUGAAAAUGUGGAACUAGCUGCCAGUGCUUCCGUCUUCUUGUAUAAUGCCUUUCCAUGGAUUGGCAUCUUACCUUUUGGAAAACAUCAACAGCUAUUUAGAAAUGCAGCUGUGGUCUAUGAUUUUCUCUCCAGGCUUAUUGAAAAAGCUUCCAUCAACAGAAAACCGCAGUUACCUCAGCAUUUCGUUGAUGCUUAUUUAGAUGAGAUGGAGCAAGGUAAAAAUGACCUGUCAUCUACUUUCUCCAAAGAAAAUCUUAUUUUUUCUGUGGGUGAACUCAUCAUUGCUGGAACUGAAACUACCACCAAUGUGCUACGGUGGGCAGUUCUUUUCAUGGCCCUUUAUCCUAACAUUCAAGGACAAGUUCAGAAAGAGAUUGAUUUAAUUAUGGGACCCACUGGGAAGCCUUCUUGGGAUGACAAAUGCAAAAUGCCUUAUACUGAGGCAGUUUUGCAUGAAGUUUUAAGAUUCUGUAAUAUAGUGCCAUUAGGGAUUUUCCACGCAACCUCUGAAGACACAGUUGUACGUGGUUAUUCCAUUCCUAAAGGCACGACAGUAAUUACCAAUCUUUAUUCUGUACACUUUGAUGAAAAGUACUGGAGAAACCCAGAAAUAUUCUAUCCUGAGCGUUUUCUGGACAGCAGUGGAUAUUUUGCCAAGAAGGAAGCUUUGGUUCCUUUUUCCCUAGGGAGAAGACACUGUCUUGGAGAACAGCUGGCUCGGAUGGAAAUGUUCCUGUUUUUUACAACAUUGCUUCAGAGGUUUCACCUGCAUUUUCCACAUGAACUGGUUCCAGAUCUGAAGCCCAGAUUAGGCAUGACAUUGCAACCCCAGCCCUACCUCAUCUGUGCAGAAAGGCGCUGAAA